Molecule: messenger RNA, 1558 nt
Organism: Triticum aestivum (bread wheat)
Lineage: Eukaryota; Viridiplantae; Streptophyta; Magnoliopsida; Poales; Poaceae
Product: WASH complex subunit 1
Exons: 1
Coding region: 327-1451 (374 amino acids)
Biological process (GO): negative regulation of DNA-templated transcription
Source: RefSeq, a predicted model, not a curated record
CCGAUCCAACUGACCAUCAAUCGUGUCUUUAAGCGAAAGGGGAACGGACGGUGCGGAUCGCGCGUCGUCACGUCUACUGUAUCCGUCCGCGUGCGCGUGCGUACGCGGUAGUACUACAUGUACAUGCGACGCAGCUGAGCUCGGUAGCUUCUUCGUCGCUGGCUUCAUAACUCGGGGGUCGGGAGCGAGGGGAGCGAGCCACCAUAUGCCACUGUGAGCAGCCAGCGUUCUGCGAUAUAAAGGCCGCCCCGGCCGGCCGGCCACCGUCCAAGAUCCCUGUGGUGUGGGCAGCUGCGAGUGACCGGGAGCGACACGCGCGCGAGGGGAUGAGCCACGGCGUCGCGGCGAGGAAGCGGUUCGGCGGCGUCAGCUUCGCGCUCGGCUGCGGCUGCAAGGACCCCAAGGCCGUGGCCGUCGCGGCGGCGGCGGUGGCCGCCUCGUCGCCGCGCUCCGGCACGGAGGCGUCCACGGCGACCACCGCCACGUCGCGGAGGGCCAGCAGGACGCACCCGUCGGCGUCCACGUCCACGGGCACGCUCACCGUGCCCUCCGCCUCCUCCUCCUUCCUGUGGGAGGAUGCCGACGCCGACGCCGACGAGGUCGAGUGCAAGCGGGCGAGCUCCGCGACCACGCCCAGCUUCUCCGGCCUGCUGCGCGAGCUCAGCGAGCUCGAGCGGAGCAUCAAGUCGUGCGCGCGGACCAAGAGCCCCCCAAGAAAUCACUUCUCGCCACCGCCGCCGCCUCCUCCUCCUCCACCGCCGCCCCCGCCGUUGCCGUCGCGGCCCGUGCAGCGUCGAGCUGUGCGCGGCGACGACAAGCCCAGCGUCCAAGAAGGCCACGGAGACUUCUCGCCGCCGCGGCCGCGCCCGCUCCCGCCGCCAUCCUUGCAGGUCCCAACGCAGCAGCAUCGGAGGGUGAAGAGCGUUGACAAAGCCAGCAAGCCAGAAGGAGACGCGCACUUCACGCCACAGCCACCUCGGCCGCUGCCCCCGCCGCCGCCGCUGGAGCCGCUCCGGAGCGCGAAGACCGAGGAGGAUAAUAAGUCCAAGAGCAAAGAAGACGAGAAGCGCUCGCCGACACCGCAGCCGGCGCCGAAGCACCGGAAAGCGAUGAGCUGCGACAACAGCAACGGCUUCGGCGGCGGCAGCGGAAGGCUGGACGGGAGCGUGGCGGUGGUGAAGCAGUCGGAGGACCCGCUGGGCGACUUCCGGCGGUCGAUGCUGAACAUGAUCGUGGAGAACGGGAUCGUGACGGGGGACGAGCUCCGCGAGCUCCUCCGGCGCUUCCUGGCGCUGAACGCGCCCCGCCACCACGACGCCAUCCUCCGGGCCUUCGCGGAGAUCUGGGACGAGGUGUUCGCCCCCGCCGCCGCCGCCACGGCCGAGCGCGAGCCGAGGCCGACGGCGCCCCGCCGCCGGCAACCUCUGCCCCUGCCGGCGUGGCGCGUGUAGUGACAGAUCACGUACGUGGUCGAUUCGUACAAUGUAGAUUGCUUCCAAGAAACCGUCGAUCUCGGCUGAUAACACGAAUCUACCUGUUGUCCCUUGUUCAUCCAGCA